UAUUCCCAGGAGAAAACAUGGAUGAAAAGCUGUCUUACAAGGAAUUUCUCGAUCGCAAUGAGUCAUGGACAAUGGAUGACAGAGAUCUGUGCUUUGAAUCACAGCCAGUAUUCAAACCCCUGGAGAUGACUGAUUCCUUCAGCAUGCACAGAGGGGACAAUCUGCCUGACUUAUCAUUACCGACUGACAUGAAGAAUGUGCCGCUGUUCACUGACCAUGCUGACACUUCCAGAGACAUCCAUGCACCACAUGGAUCUAUGAUGGUACCUGAACAACCUUUCUUGGGGGCCCUGUAUUCACCUGCAGAGGCUCUAGACACAUCAGCCUUCAUUGGCUUGGAUUCAACAGCAGAAUUUCUGCAAGACAAAGCAGUGCGUGAAGAAUAUUGGAUGGGAGCUCAGUAUGAUGUGAAGGAACCAGAUGCCUCUUUCUUUGUUGAGCCACCAGUGCCCCCCACCGUGACAGAAGCAAUGAACCAGAAUUUGACAGAAAGCCCUGCAGCAGUGGCUCCUGGUUUCCUUCCUGCUGCAGUAACAACAUCCCCAGGAGAGGCCAAAGCUACUGAUGGACCAAGAGGUGCAGCAUCAGCAGAUGCAGGGUGUGUUCCUCCCUCAGAUGUCAUGUCUGUUUCCACAGAAAAGGCUGGGUCUGUUCUUGCGGGAGACACCAAGCCUCCUCAAGCUCUGGAUGCUGGACUCACACCCACAGCAGAAGCCAACACUUUUCAGGCUAUGGAUGUUGGGUUUGCUGCUGCGCCAAAAGUCAAGCCUCCUGAUGCUGUGAAUGCAUCUGCUCCAGUGGCAGACACUAGCUUCGCCCCAGCAGAUGCUAUGUCUCAUUACACUAUGGAUUUGGAGUUUGCCCCAGCAGAAGAUGCAGGGUUUGCCCCAGCAGCAGAUGUGGGAUCUCACCAUGCUAUGGAUUUGGCAUUUGCCCCAGCAGCAGAUGUGGAAUCUCACCAUGCUAUGGAUACGGCAUUUGCCCCAGCAGCAGAUUUUGCCCCUGCAGCAGAAGUCAACCAUCAUCAUGCUAUGGAUUCUGGGUUUGCUCCUGUAGCAGAAACUAAACCUCUUCCUGCCAUGGAUUCUGGGUUUGGCUUUGCAGAAGCUAAGUCUGCCACUGCAGCUGACACCAAGAUUGCUGCAUCUGAAGAGCUGAUGACUUCUGAGUCUUCUCUUAAGCACGAUAAGUCACCCUUUGGCAAGCCUUCUGCAGAAGCAACUGCAAAUGUGGAACAAGAAUUGAAAGCCCCAGAAGGCCGUGUUGACCUCUUAGAGCAAGCUAAAGUCAGCAAACCGCCUCCCAGCAACCAGGAAGAGCAUCUUCUGGAGCAGACAAACCAUCUUUCAGAAGCAGCAGUUCUAGUAGAAGCAAAAGAAGCUGUUGCACUAGAAAAUAAAGACCUCCUUCCAGAAAAAUCUGUUACUGCUGCGGAUGUUACUGUUACAGAGAAACAAAAGGAGGAGGCAGAACACAAUCAUGUCCAACAUGCAGAAUCUCAGCAAGAAAAACCCCUGCAGGAGCCCACAGGUCUACCUACUGCACAAAUAAGGCAAGCUAACAAAUCGAGUGAACGCAGGUUUGGCAGAGCAAAACCUGCACCAGUGCCUAUUACAGAUGUACCAGAGGAACGUCUAAUAGGUCUCCCACAACAGAAGAGCACUGACCCAAAAGUAGACCCCUAUUCCGUAGUGGAACUUGGAUGUGAGGCUGGAACAUUCCCUCGCACUAGGGUUUCACAUAAAAAGGCAGCUGAGCAGCCAUCCAGUAUGCUCUCGGAGUUUGUGGAAAGCUGCAGAGAUCUACCAAGGGAGAGCUGGGAUUUGGAAGGCUCUCUGGCCAUUGUGAAGAAAAAGAAAAAGAAACCAAAACAAAAGAGAAACCAGCUGCCAAGAACAAUGGAGUUCUGGGAUGAAAAUGGAACAAUCUCAAAAGGUCCUAGAAAUUCUCCAUUUGCUGUUGAAUUGCAAAAGCCAGAUGUCUGUCCUGUAAUGCCUGCUGAAGCUCGCACAGAGCAGUCAAUUGCCUCAGGAAACAGAGCUUCAGAUAUGCCAAAGGAUGCUAAAAAAACUGGAAGUCAUAUCCUGGAUGAGCAGAAUGCCUUUUCAGUGCCUGCACCAGGACAGCAGGCCCCAAAACCCAGUAUGCCGUUAGAAUCGGUGUUGGAUGCGAAAAAUAGAGAGGUCAUGAAAACAGAAGAAAUGAGAGAUGACAGUUUGAUGUUGCAGUCUAAAGGCAAAAGAAAAGAGGUUCCCUUGGAGCAGCUAGGACAGACUAAGGUGGGGGAACCUGUUACAGCAAAGGGGUCAACCAAGCCCAUGGAAAGAGACUUUCUUGAUAAAAAUAAGAAGGAGUAUAGGGAGUCAAAAUGUGCUGGUCUGACAGCAUCUCCUUCAGAAGCAAUAAAUCUAAGCAAAGUAGAAACUCCUUUAGAGACCAAACCUUCAGAAUUGCUUCUUUCUGACAGAGAUAAGGAGGCUAAAUCCAUGUCCUCCAGGAGUGAGGCAUUCAGUGGCCCUGUCCAUUGUGAGGUUCAAACCUCCAGCAGGUUGCUGGAAGCAGCAGCAAAGAAAAGAGGUACUUGUGAAAAAAGCAAAGGGCUUGGAAACGAACUCUUCAAACAGCCCAUGCUUCCAGAGGCUGCGGCCCCAUCUGAUAAGCUUCCUAAUGAGCCAAAGGCAGCUGAUGAAACUAAAACAGUGUCCCCCAAUAAGUGCAUGGCUGUUGACUUCAGUAUUUCAGAGGGAGGUUUGAAGAUCCCAACAGAUACCACAGAAAUUCCUGUUGCACCAUUAGUUGUACCAAUCUCCAAGGAAGUUACUGCUUUGCAAAACAGAAAAGCUGAUAGUUUUUCAGAGCAGCCAUUUCUUCUGUCAGCCAAGGCUGAUGCAACCAAACAUCCCACGUCCACUGAAGCAGUGGAAGGAAUGAUAGGAGCAGGUACCCCUGAUAAAAACAAAGGGAAAGGAUUUAUUGCAUUAGAGCAGCAGGCUGGAAGAGAUUCCAAUAUUGCACAUGGGAUGGACAGACCUAAAAAAAAGCGUGGUGAAGGGAAAGUAAAAAAAAUCAAAAGCUUCUCCGAGCAGGUGAUGUUUUCAGAGGAUGUAAGCAAACUAACUGAUGGAGUGAGGAUAGAUGAAAAUAGAAAAGAUACAACUUACCCUGAUAAAGGUAGAGGUUUUGCUGCUAGAGGACAUCCAUCAGUAAGCAUUACACAUGCUUAUCCUGCAGACAAGCCCAAAAAAAGAGGUAGUGAUGGAAGAAGCAAAAAAGGUGAAAGAAGUUUUUUCCAGCAGCCUCUUCUUGAGAGUAGGAUGGACCCAAGUAGUUUUCCUGACAUAACUGACAUAACUGAUAAAACUAAGGAGGUUAGUGAUAAAGGCAGAGAGGGGGUCUGGGUUACUGCUGAGUGUUUUUCAGGUGUAAGUAAAAUGCAAAGGCCAAUUGAACUGGGAACAGAGGACCCUAAAGAAAAUGUUGGAAAAAAUGAAAUAGCCAAUUUGGGUGCUUUAGACCAACCAUUCCUGUUGGAGAGUAGGAGAGAGGAAGCAAAGCAUCUUCCUAUGGCUGACACGAUUAGUAAAACAGAAGAGGUAGAUUUGAUUAACAAAGGCAAGGAGGUUGGAGUUACUUCUGAAUCAGUGGCGAGGAAUUCUGAUGCACUGCUGGUGGCAGACAAACCUAGAAAGAGGAGCAGUGAGGGGAAAAGAAAAAAACCUGAAAAAAGUCCUUUGAGGCAGGCAGAUCUCUGGGGUGCUGGGUUGGAAACAAGCAAUUUUCCAAGCAAAGAGAAAGUGGCUGGAAGCACAAAAGAAAUUACCUUUGACAAAGAUAAGGUGCCUGGUUUUGAAAGAGAGCUUGAGCUGGAGAAUCUGUCAGAUAUAACUAAAGAGGUGCUGGCAAAGCCUGAAAUACAGGGUGGUAAUAGAAAAAGUUUCUCAAAUCAGUCAGUUCUUUCAGGUCAUAAAAUAGAGACAUUAGAGCCAGAAAUAGUCAACACUGAAGAAACUUGCCCUGUGAAUAAAGGUAAGGAAGUAGAUACAUCUGAGCCUCAGCCAGAGCACAGGACAGAUGCAGCUGCAGCACACAGUCUGACCAGGGGACUGGUGAUGGACAAGCCUAAGAAAAACAGUAGAGAUGUGAAAGGCAAAAAGAAUGAAAAUAGUCUUGAGCACUCUGUACUGAGUCCAGGUAACAUGCCUGUGGUGGGUGAAGAGCUGGGAAACAUUAAGCAAACUCAACCUUUUGAUAAAGGCAAAGAGGCUAAUUCCAGUACCUUAGCCAGUCUGCUAGGUGACUUAACUGGUACUACUGAAGUACAAGCUCCUGCUGUACCUCUGGAGCCAGAAAAAUCACACACAAGUAGUAAAGAGAAAUGCAUAAAGACAGAGGCUAACCUUCAGCAACCAUUCCUUCUGGAGCAUAAAGCAGGUGCAGAGGUGUUUCCUCCUCAUGAUGUGGAGAUAACCAACAAAUCUGAAGCAGGAAAUCCUCCUCCUUGCAGCAGUGAGACAAAACCAAACAGGAGUGAAGUACAGCCUCCCAUGGGGUCUGAGGUGGCAUAUGGAAUGGAAGCCAUGGAUUUUGUAGAUGAAAAUAGAAAUAUUAAAAACUUUUCCAUUGGCCCUCAAAUGCUUUGGAAUAAUAAAGGAAGCGACUUUGAAUCCUUUGCUCAGACUGCAGGGACUGCCCCUGAUAACACUGGCAGUGUUUCUUCUGGCUUCCCAAAGCAGACUGAUGAGGGUGCAAUAAGUAAGGGGCUUCCUCCUCUGGAAGCAAUAGCAGAGAUAAGCAGCAUACGGCCUGCACCUGGUGCUAAAGAGGAAAUACAGACACAGAAAUCUUGUGAGCAGCCGAUCAAUCUGGGACACAAAGAGCCUGGAAAAGAGGUUUCAAAGAAAGAUGGUGAAACCAAAGAGGUUGGUGCCCAGGAUGGCAGGGAGGCAGGUAAACCCCUUUCUUUCGAUCAUUCAGUUAAACAGGACAUUAAGUCAAAGAAGGAUGAAGUUCCCCUCUCUCCUGGGGCAGAGGUGGAUGAUAAACAAAUAACAACCACUGAUAAAAAGCACAGCACUGACAACACUUCCUCAGACCUUCCUCGGAAGGUGGCAGAUUCAGAAAGUAGACCAGCUCCUGUAAGUGCCAAAGGAACAGAGAAACUAGAGGUAACUGUCCCUUCUAGAGGGAAGGAUCUAGAACUUUUAGUGGUACCAGAGAGCAGAGCAGAAGCAGCUGUGUCACAGGUUGUGGUGGAAGCGUCGGUGGAGAGUAAAGCUGAAGAGCCUAAGCUGGAUGGAAGCAAGAAGAGUGAGCAGAGCUCACCAAAGUACUCGAGCAGUUUGGACAGUAAAGCAAUGGAAACAGAAGCUGCUAGUCUAGAUCUGGCAGGUGCCCAAACAACCAGACUAAGUCCUGAAGAUAAUGAUAAAAGUCAUUCUUUGCCUGCAGAAGAGGAUGCUGCUCAGGGUGGGGAAGCUCACCUAAAGGAUGCUCUGGCACUGAAGUCUGAAGUAGAUAAACCUCAAGACUCAACUAAAGAAGAGGAAGGAGAGUCUGAACAAAAAGUUGUGAAGGAGGCAAAGAAAGAGAAAGUUAAAGCAGCAGAACAGAUAAAAAGCUACAUGAGACCCACAAAGUCAAGAGGGGUGCCAACUCUGCCAGCCAGGUCUGCUGUGCCAGACAGAGAGAAACAAAAGCAGCUGAAACCCACUGGUAUGGGCCGGCAGAGGCAAGAAAAAGGUGUGUGUUUGCCAUUUGAGCUAGCAGCAGUAAUCCAGACGGCUUGCCUGCAAGACCUUGCUGUUUGUCAGUGCAUUGGCAUGAGUACGUAA
This is a messenger RNA of Nestor notabilis (Kea), 5831 nucleotides long. RefSeq lists its product as uncharacterized. NCBI's taxonomy places the organism in Eukaryota, Metazoa, Chordata, Aves, Psittaciformes, Psittacidae. The record is from RefSeq and is a predicted model, not a curated record. The transcript is spliced from 11 exons. The annotation marks the transcript as partial.